Sesamum indicum (sesame) is the source of this 2001-nucleotide messenger RNA. RefSeq lists its product as uncharacterized. Gene Ontology annotation, molecular function: symporter activity. NCBI's taxonomy places the organism in Eukaryota, Viridiplantae, Streptophyta, Magnoliopsida, Lamiales, Pedaliaceae. The record is from RefSeq and is a predicted model, not a curated record. Gene Ontology annotation, biological process: carbohydrate transport. Gene Ontology annotation, cellular component: plasma membrane.
CUCGUUCCAACAUUCAUUCAUUCAUUCAAGAGGCAGUAUAGUAUAUACAUUCAAGAAGAAAGAGAAGAAGUGAAUGCAAGAACUUAUCUUUGCCCUACAACCCUCUCAAAGCUUCUGCCCUUUCUGUCCAGUUUGAGAAUAUAAUUCAUGCACAGGGAAACUUGAUGGGCUCUACUUAAAUCACACCAAGAGGAUCUUACCAGUUCAGAAAAUCUUGCUGCUUGUGAAGCGGCAUGGCUGGGGAUACCAGCAAUGAUGAAUCAUGCACCAAGCCACUUGGAAGGUGCUCUGUCUUCUAUUACGGGGUGGGCCACAUGCUGAAUGAUAUAACAUCUGCCUGUUGGUUCACCUAUCUCUUAGUCUUUUUGACAGAUAUUGGACUGGCCCCAAGUGAUGCUGCUAUUGUAAUGCUUUCUGGUCAAAUUGCUGAUGGAUUCACAACCGUAUUUGCAGGUGAACUGAUAGACAGAUACGGACAUUUCAAGAUAUGGCAUGGAGCAGGAUCUCUUUUGGUCGCCAUCUCAUUUUCUUCCGUCUUUGGUGGUUGCUUGCCUUGCAAAAUUAUUGGAUCCAAUUCAUCUUCUAUGCAAACCAUCGGUUAUAGCUUCUUUGCGGCAAUUUUCAAUGUUGGCUGGGCUGCUACUCAAGUUUCGCACAUGUCAAUGGUGAACUGCAUCACUCUAAAUUCAACAAGCCGAGUAGUGUUGGCUAGCUGUCGCAAUGCCUUCACAAUGGUCGCCAACCUUAGUCUAUAUGCCGUUGCUUUUGUGGUAUUCAACAUUAACACGGCAGGGUCAGUUAUUGAUGUCGAGAAUCAGUAUCGCUGGAUAGCAUAUACGUCAAUCUUCAUUGGGUGCUGUUUCGUGGGUGUAUUUCACCUUGGAACUGAGGAGCCAAGAUUGAAAAGGGAAGCUCAUGAAAAAGGUCAUGCUAGAAUUUCUUGGACCUACUGGUUUAACAAGUUGUUAUACUACCAAGUAGCACUAGUUUAUGUGCUAACUAGACUUGUCACAAACGUUUCACAGGCGUUUCUUGCUUUUUAUGUCAUCAAUGAUCUGCACAUGACCCAAUCUUCGAAAGCUUUGGUUCCUGCAGUCAUCUACAUCUGCAGCUUCAUCAUAUCAAUCCUCCUACAGGAGGUCACCUGGACUGGCCAACGUUUGAAGGCUUUCUACUCUGCCGGAGGCCUUCUUUGGAUAAUUUCUGGUGCAGCUAUCCUCUUUCUACCAAGCAGCAUGAAGGCUUUCAUGUACAUUUUAUCCAUAGCGAUUGGAAUUGCAAAUGCCUUGAUGAUGGUCUCAGGGAUCAGCAUGCAGAGUUUUCUAGUUGGUGAUGAUCUCAACGGCUGCGCUUUUGUUUAUGGAUCAUUGAGCUUUCUGGACAAAAUAUUAUGCGGACUGGCAUUAAGUGUUCUUGAAUCAUAUCAAAGCUCUACUCCAGAAGUGCGCAACUGUCCUCACUCAAGUUUCCAUUUGUCUGUUACCAGAUACGGGUUAGGUCUCGUCCCAGCUAUUUGUGCAUUAGUCGGCGUCUUAGUGACACUAAGCAUGAAGCUGCCUGAGCCCACUUUAACUCCUUUGACGGAUCCGCUACUGGCGUAAGCUCCCAAGCGCAUAAAGAUUCAACAACACAAGUUGCAACCAUUUUCAUCAAUCAAUGAAAUCAAGGUUCUUAGAGUCCCUUUCUAAUCCACAAUCAGGCACCGAGCAGCUAAUUCUUGCUGCAGAACAAAGAUUCUUUUCCCUGAGUCGAACAUUCCUUAUCCGCUGAUUUUAAUUCUAUUUACCGUUCAAAACUGUAAAAGAACCAAAUGGAUACAAAAUCGCAUAGCCCAGAACUCUUGAUGUACAUAGUACAGAUGCUUUCUGCAUGAUGUAACAACAUUGGUUCUUGGAGUUGUUUGUUUUAGCUAACGAGCUCUUGAUCCAAGGGCAACUCGUUUCGCCAGAUCUGUACAAGUCAAUUUUUGUUUAGUUACAACAUCAUCCGGUUGGUUUCGUA